Nasonia vitripennis (jewel wasp) is the source of this 357-nucleotide messenger RNA. It is a transcript of the gene mRpL42, whose product is annotated as 39S ribosomal protein L42, mitochondrial. Lineage: Eukaryota; Metazoa; Arthropoda; Insecta; Hymenoptera; Pteromalidae. The transcript has a single exon. The record is from RefSeq and is a predicted model, not a curated record. Bases 1 to 357 code for a protein of 118 amino acids. Gene Ontology annotation, cellular component: mitochondrial large ribosomal subunit.
AUGAAUAUUGGACUAAGAUUGUUCAGAGCAGUGCAGAAGCACUCCUCUCAAGUUCGAGCAUACAGCCAAUUACCACCAGAGUUGGUUGUUUUCAUGAACAAUGAAAUGAUAGUUUGCUGGCAUCCAGAACAAACAUUUCCUUACGAAUGUUCAAAACCGUUGCCUGUCAGAGAACCAGAACCAGAGUCAGUGUUGAAAAUAGGAGAAGCAGAAGUCAAGGCAAUGUUUAAACAUCCAAAAGCUGAUUUAAUACCCGAGGAGCUUGGGAGGAUAACGUAUACUUGUAAGCAUAGGUGGUUCCCUAAGGCACGUUCUAAGAAGUAUAAAAAUACUGAACCUGAUAGACCAUACUUGUAA